Molecule: messenger RNA, 1281 nt
Organism: Mollisia scopiformis
Lineage: Eukaryota; Fungi; Ascomycota; Leotiomycetes; Helotiales; Mollisiaceae
Product: enoyl-CoA hydratase/isomerase-like protein
Exons: 4
Coding region: 157-1086 (309 amino acids)
Source: RefSeq, a predicted model, not a curated record
UCAACAUUCACAUAGCUUCGGUUUCUUCUUGAAUAUGUCUUACUUUUCCUUCAGAUGUUGAAAUAUUAUACUUCUGUUUGUUAGGACCCCCACGUAGUCACCCUUGCCUACUUCUUUAUUACCUAGCCCCACAUCUCUCAACUCACCACCCUCGAAAUGACCCUCACCCUUCCUGCCUCUUACUCUACAACCCCCUACCCUGACAUCCUUGUCUCCCACCACCCGCCCUCGUCUCCAACCCCAACACCCAUCAUAAUAGUCACGCUCAACCGCCCACAGGCCCAAAAUGCAUUCACCGACGCCAUGGCCUCGUCUUUGUCCUCGCUCUUCCCGGUUCUCUCUCUCGAUCCCCGCGUGAAGUGUAUUGUUUUGACCGGUUCUGGAACAAGAGCUUUUUGUGCUGGAGCAGAUCUUUCUUCCUCGCCGCUCGAUUAUAGUACCGACACCCCGCAAACACACCGCGAUGGCGGCGGUCAAGUUGCGCUUGCGAUACAUAAUUGUAGCAAACCGGUCAUAGCAGCUAUCACUGGGUCUGCCGUGGGGGUUGGGAUCACGAUGACGUUGCCGUGCUCGAUUCGGAUUGUGUCUGAGAACGCGAAGAUUGGGUUCGUGUUUGCAAGAAGAGGCAUCGUGAUGGAGGCCGCGAGUAGUUUCUUCCUUCCCAGGUUGGUGGGUUGGGGGAAGGCGGUGCAUUUAUGUACCACGGGGGGAGUUUAUAGAGCGGGGGAUAAGCUAUUUGAUGGCUUGUUUGGGGAGGUUUUACCCCAAAAGAGGGUACUGAGUCGAGCGCUGGAAGUUGCGGAGGAGGUGGUGAGGAAUACGAGUGUGGUUAGUACAAAGUUGAUGAGAGACUUGAUGUGGAGGGGUCCAAAGAGUGCGGAAGCUACGCAUCUAUUGGACAGUAAGAUUUUGUUGGAGCUGUUUAGUGGAGAGGAUAAGAAAGAGGGAAUUGAUGCCUUUUUGGAGAAACGAGAUGCGAAUUUCGAGGGGACGAUGGAGAGGAAUGCGCCGAGUGUUUGGCCUUGGUGGGAGUUGGUUGAUACAAAGGUUCCAGAGAGGGUCAGGGAUGUUAAACCUAAGUUAUGAGGGAGUCAAGGACUAUGAGUGGAUAUUGUAAGUUUCGAUACGUGGGGUUGUAUAUAUCAUGGAAGGAAGAUGAGAAUUGUUGAUGAGUUUGAACUAGUCCGUUUUUGCUUCAGAAGCUUUCACAAGAUCUAUCCUAGUACCACACUCAUAUAGAUAGAGACUACUUGAACGGAGACCAAACACGACGUGGACUCU